Molecule: messenger RNA, 3075 nt
Organism: Desarmillaria tabescens
Lineage: Eukaryota; Fungi; Basidiomycota; Agaricomycetes; Agaricales; Physalacriaceae
Product: guanine nucleotide exchange factor
Exons: 11
Coding region: 1-2961 (986 amino acids)
Biological process (GO): protein localization to prospore membrane
Cellular component (GO): prospore membrane
Source: RefSeq, a predicted model, not a curated record
AUGCUUAGGCGAACCAUCUCUCAGUCCACAGUAGGAUCCUCCGCCUCCCAAGCCAUACAGACGUCAGAAGAUGUCCACGUACACCGACGCGUCUUCAUUGGGCCCAUGCCAGAGAAACUACUCUCUGGCGAGGCCACCACGGAUCAAGACGAAGAACGAAAUCUCAGUCAACUCGUGAAAAAUACCGCCUACAGGUUCUUUCUUCUAGGCGGGGGAAACCCAGAUGAAUGGGGCGAAAGCAACGAGUCCAGCGUCCGCGAGGAGAUGCUCAGUAAAUGGCGCGAGAGCGAAUGGGGUGCCAUCUGGAAUAGAAAACUUGCCGCGUCAAGCACAGUCCCGGACCAAAAAUGGGUGGGUUCAAGCUUUGAGGUGGGAAGCUUUCUUGGCGUGAACGUUCUUGAAUCUAUGGAGGCUGUUGCGUCUGCCCGUUCUAGUCGAAAAGGCAUGUCCGACGUACAUCUACCAUUAAUACUGGAAGACGAAGCUGAACAGUUGCCAUCAUCGGCGUUACCUGUCGGGGAUUCCACGGCGUCUGCCAACGAAACCUUUCUGGAGAAUGGCACCGCAUCCGGCUCGUCUGAUGGUGAUAACCAUAGUACAUCUUCAGCUACUGCGCUUUUAGGACGGCCCAACGCUUCUAGGAAUAGGACAUCCUCGAGCAAAGCGCACACAGAUGUAAUUCCUAGACCUAUCAUCAAGAUGCCUUCCAACAAGAGCAAAGGAAAGCAAAAGGUUCACUAUGCCGAACCUACCAGGAAUCCUGUUGCUCCGGAAGAAGUAUUGGAGCGAUGCGAGCAAGCGGUAGAGGAGACGAGUGCUGGGGCAAUGGCCACAGCAGCUGCAAAUGCAGAUUCGGACGCUGAAUGGGGUGACGUUGUUAUGAGAGACAGGAUGCUCGUGCGAGUCAGCUAUACAGAGUCUGAAUCUCUUGGACUUCAAUUCGACGAGUACCAGCACCGGAUGACGAGUGGCUUGCGUCAUGAAGACUGGGCUGAAUUCAUGGUUGUUUGGAGAAGAGACUUCAUUGAAGUGUAUGAAGAUUAUACCAUUCCCGGAAAGGAGCGUCUGACAGGGCACAAACACCUUGCCUUUCUUGUUCCACUCAAAUCAGGACGAACGCGACUAUCAUUAUAUUCGUUCGUUGAUUUAACCUUCUGCAUCACUUGCCCACCCACCCCUACCUACAACGCGUUUUUUCACAUAGCAAGGUCGGGCACUAACAUCUUCGUCUUCAAACCCAAAAACAGAUCAAGGGGCCAGGACUGGAUGUGGCAGCUGUGGCGCCACAUCGGAGGUCAAGUCCCAUCCAUGAUAGAGGUUCGCAACCCAACUCUGGACGCGAAAGUCAAGAUUGAUGUCCCAAUGAUCGCUACUGUGGAAGGGUAUAGCAGGAUGUUUACACGGAGUAAUGUCAUCGCCCUCUGUUUAAAAUCACUUCGCGAAGUUCCUGAUUGGAAAGAGCUCAUUGAACAAGAGCUUGGAUUGGGUAAAGUUUUAGAGCUUGCGUGGCGAAUGGAUACCAAUUUGGAUUGGGUAUGGCUCGAAGACGACGUGUAUGGGCAGCAAAGAGGCUGGGUUGUUCUCUGUGGGGUGGCAUACAAGCAGGCCCACCUCGAACUUCGUCUUGGGGACCACUAUCCCGCUCGUAUUGCUAAACCCCUGAAUCAUAGCAGCACGGGAACAGAAGACCCUUUUUAUCGUGAACCUCCCAGUAUCGAAGGAUACCUCUCCCGCAUCAAGCCAAACACGCAGCUGAAACAGCGCGUAUAUAUGACCACGCAUGACGGGAAUCUGUUUACUCUUCCAACUUCAAAAGCACAUCCUCCAUCACCAUUUCCCCUCAGAGAGACUGAAAAUUAUGCUCAGAAACUGAACAGGCGCGAGGUUGAGCGAGGAACGUCGCAAAUUCUGGAUGCCAUUGCGGUCGCUGAUUUGAGGAGUAUAAUAGCUGUAAGACGGGCAUUCCAGAUUGUUCCUCCACACACCCACGUCGAGGUCGAUCCAUCGGGUGCUACAGAUAGGCAUGGGGAUACAGAUGCUUCGUGGAUGAACGUCUGGUCCCAGCCUAGCGCAGAAGAAGGUAGCCACAGUGAUGACGAGGACGAGGGAGGAGAAGAUGCCGUCAGCAAAGCUUCGGACAAACCCCACCUAAGAAUGAAGCGCUCGUUUGAGCUUUUUCUGAAGAACGGUCAUGUUAUCAGGUUUGAAUGUUAUUCUCGCAGAUUUGCGCUAGAGUGGAUAAACAGAUUGCGAUCGCUGAUCUCGUACUGGAAGUUGCGACACAGGGCAGAUGCCAAGGACGAGAUGGAUGUUUCUGUAGCACGCAGACCACGGUUGACGCCUAGACUGCAUAUCUGUGAUGAGGUGGAAGACAUACCUCCGACGGCGCCUCCGGAUCCUGCAGCGCCUUUGCCGGCGCUUACCUCCUUGUACAACUGGUGCGUUCUGGAAGGGUGCAAGACCAUCAUAAGGGGCGGUAAGAUUCAUCUGCGGUGGGGACUAAGUGGGCAAUUCAAGCUCGCCCAAAUGAUCCUCAUCUCCGGAAAUCUCUGCUUGUUUCGCAUCAAACCGCAUUCGGCUCUGCAUAAUGCUAAGCAAAAGAAGAUCCCUCUGUCGGAUGCAUACAUAUGUUCGGGAUAUUUUGCGGCCCUAGCACUCCCUCAAGGUCAAUACGAUCCGGAUUCAAACAGUGUCCCACGGCAUUAUCAGGACGGUUUGGAAACCGAUGACCCGGAAGAGGAUACGCUAUUCACGAUCUGGUAUCGGCCCCAGAGCGAUGCGGAUACGGUUCCCUCUUUGUCGGCGAAACACAAACUAGUUGUUUUUCGGACACGAAACAAAUUGGAGCGUGAUACCUGGUGUUGGGCUUUGAACACAGAAAUCGAGAGGAUUUCUAGGGCGCAGAAGGAUAAAGAGGCGAAACUAAGGGAUACUGGACAAUUGACGAGAUUAUGUUUAUAACUUUUCAGAUACCUUUUCUUGAUGGACACUUGCGGAAACCGGAAUCAUCACAUACCACGUACUUGUAGCUAAUAUCCUGGGCAAUAAUUAUAACAAUGCAUUAUCACGAGUUCU